This is a messenger RNA of Kazachstania africana CBS 2517, 1095 nucleotides long. RefSeq lists its product as uncharacterized. The record is from RefSeq and is a predicted model, not a curated record. Gene Ontology annotation, molecular function: oxidoreductase activity. NCBI's taxonomy places the organism in Eukaryota, Fungi, Ascomycota, Saccharomycetes, Saccharomycetales, Saccharomycetaceae. Bases 1 to 1095 code for a protein of 364 amino acids. The transcript has a single exon. Gene Ontology annotation, cellular component: mitochondrion.
AUGUCUACUAUCGAUUCUAAGACUACACAAAGAUCUGUAACAUUUAUAAACUGCAAGACUCCACCUGCUAUCACAACUAAGGAAAUUUCUUUAGAUUGNNNAUGUUAUUCUGACGAUGAGAUCGUCAUAAAUUUAAAAGCGGCUGCUCUUACUCCAAUUGACUUUGUUCUUCACAGUUUUUGCUUCCCUUAUCUUACUCGCAACGAUCCCAAGACAUACUCUAGAGACUAUGCUGGUGUCAUAGUUCGAAGGGGUGCAAAUGUUGAUCCUAAAUGGCAAAUUGGGGAUCGUGUAAAUGGUGUGUUUUCUCACAUAUAUGGAAGCCAGGGUAGUUUGUCUGAUUAUCUGAUUAUUAAUCCACUACAACAGCUUUCCAUUGCACAUAUGGCUGAGACUGAAAAUUUUGAAACAGCCGCUUCUUGGCCUAAUGUGUUCGGUACUGCAUAUGCUGUUCUUUUCGAUAAAAAGCAAAAAUGGGAUGAAAACUCUAAAAUUCUAGUUAUUGGCGCCUCUACAUCGGUCUCUAACUGUUUAGUUCAGAUAGCCAAAAACCAUUUGAAAAUAGGUACCAUCGUUGGUGUAUGUAAUAAGGAUUCAAUAGAUUAUAAUAGGCAAUUUGGCUAUGAUUAUCUCUUACCUUAUAACGACAACGAAGGUAAUAAUGUAACUGUGGAUAAUGUUAAAAAAUUAAUCCAAGAGAAAUUGAAUGAUGAAAAAUUCGACUUAAUUUUUGAUUCGGUUGGUAACAAUCAGUUUUUUCCGAUUAUGGAUCAAGUUUUAAGGCCAAUUGACACCGGUUCAUAUUUUGUAACUGUUGUCGGUGAUUCAAAAUAUAACUACCAGAAUCCAAGUCUAUUGAAUUUCAUACCAUUUACAAUGCCAUUGAGAGUCCUGAAUCCUUUUAGAGGAUUUAACUACUUCUUUGCCCACGUCAAAGCUGUGUCUGAGUUCAUGGAACUAGGUGCGUUAAUGAUAAAAAGGGCCACUUUCAAACCACAGAUAGAUUCUACAUAUUCGUUCAACGACUUCAAAAAAGCAAUUGAAAGGUUAAGAUCGAAUAAGGCAAAGGGUAAGGUCGUUAUUAAAAUCGACUGA